AGCUUCCAUCUGUGGACCUCAUAGACCAUUGACAAUCCAGAAUGCUGUCAAGGUUGAGGACAUCCUGGUCCAUGAGACCUUGUGUCUCCAUUUGCAGAUGGGCCCACACUAAAGAAAAGGGCAAACCCCUAAUGCUUAAUCCUCGCACCAACAAGGGUAUGGCCUUCACCCUGAAGGAGCGACAGAUUUUAGGGAUUCAUGGUCUACUGCCUCCCAAAGUGGAGACACAGGACAUUCAGGCUAUGCGCUUUCAGAGGAAUCUAAAGAAGAUGACAGAUCCCCUGGAAAAGUACAUCUACCUGAUGGGGAUCCAAGAGAGGAACGAAAGGUUGUUUUAUAGGGUUUUGAUGGAAGACAUAGAGGAGUUGAUGCCAAUUGUUUACACUCCCACUGUAGGAUUGGCCUGCACACAGUAUGGACACAUAUUCAGGAGACCAAAGGGUUUAUUUAUCUCCAUUCUGGACAGAGGGCAUGUCCGCUCCAUCCUGGACAACUGGCCGGAGACUAAUGUGGCAGCUGUAGUAGUAACUGAUGGAGAACGUAUUUUAGGCUUGGGGGACCUGGGUUGUUACGGCAUGGGCAUACCUGUUGGAAAACUCUGCCUGUACACAGCCUGUGCCGGCAUCCGACCUGAGAAAUGUCUGCCUGUGGUGAUUGACGUUGGCACAGACAAUGAGACUCUUCUGAAAGAUCCCUUCUACAUGGGUCUCUAUCAGAAACGGGAUCGCUCUCAAGCCUACGAUGAUCUGAUUGAUGAGUUCAUGGAAGCUGUUGUGGACAAAUAUGGACAAGGGACGCUGAUUCAGUUUGAGGACUUUGGGAAUCACAACGCAUUCCGCUUCCUUCGGAAGUAUAGGGAAAAAUACUGUACCUUCAACGACGAUAUUCAAGGCACUGCAUCUGUGGCCCUCGCUGGCCUUUUGGCAGCUCAGAGAGCCAUCGGCAAACCCCUCACCGAGCACCGCAUUCUCUUCCUGGGAGCCGGAGAGGCUGCUCUUGGUAUUGCCAAUCUGAUUGUAAUGGCUAUGAUGGAGUCAGGGGUGACCCAAGCAGAGGCCAGAGAAAAGAUCUGGAUGUAUGAUGCUCACGGUUUACUCGUAAAGGAGAGAACGGAGCAAACGGAUGCCAACCAGGAGGCCUUUGUUCAUGACAGUCCAGGGGAUGUGCAGAGCUUCUUAGAUGCUGUUAACACCAUCAAACCUACCGCUAUCAUCGGUGUGGCAGGAGCUGGACGUCUCUUUACCCAUGAUGUCAUUAAAGCCAUGGGAGCCUUAAAUGAGCGACCCAUUAUCUUUGCCUUGAGUAACCCAACAAAUAAAGCAGAGUGCACAGCAGAGGAAGCCUACACACUAACUGAUGGUAGAUGUCUGUUUGCCAGCGGCAGCCCAUUUGGUCCGGUUACAUUGAGUGAUGGGCGAGUGUUUACGCCAGGACAAGGAAACAAUGCUUACAUCUUUCCAGGUGUGGCUCUGGCUGUGAUCCUGAGUGGAGUGAGACACAUUAGUGAUACUGUGUUCUUGGAAGCUGCCAAGACACUCGCUGAGCAGCUGACAGAUAAAGAGCUUGAAGAGGGCAGACUCUAUCCUCCGCUCUCCAACAUCAGAGAAGUUUCUGUUCAGAUGGCUGUCAAGGUGGUGGAGUUCGUCUAUGCCAAAGGCAUGGCGUUCCGUUACCCUGAACCUCUGGACAAGAACGGCUUUGUACGUGCCAUUGGGUGGAACACAGCCUACGACUCCUUCCUGCCAGAUACUUAUGACUGGCCUGGUGUCAACUUCAGUCCUAAGAUCAACUAGAAGUAAAAAUGCAUUCUCAGUGUGGCCUGUGUCACUGUAGACCUGUUUCUCUCUCUUUUUCCACCCCAAUUUCUGAUUAAAGUGAUGUUGAUGCAAACAUACAUUUGCAUCAAAAUCACAUUCUUUGGAUCUGUGGGAAUUGGAGUGGAAACAGACUGAUGAAGGAGCAUUGACUUGUGGGAGAACUACCCUUCUCUCCACAGGUUAAUAGUGUUUUUGUAAUGGAGGGCCAUCUGGUGGUGGAAUUGGGUAGUGUGCAAAACCGAUGAAAAAGGAAAACUUACAUUUCUAAUUUGACUGAGGGCAGAUGCAGAAAAGGUAAUAGUCAUAUUUUAUUACAUGACUUAUAUACUUGUGUCACCUUAUAUUUAUUUUAAUAUUAUGUUUAAACACUCCUUUAGUGCAACAGGCCCUUGACAUUACUUAUACUAGUAUAAAAUUAUUAAAUUAAUUAUUAAGGCCCUAUGCACUUUUCGGUUACUCCAUAUUAUGGCUUUUAUUUUUUCUCUUUAAAAUGUCCCUUUUUGUCCACAUGCUAUAUAUCAGGUUGAUAAACUAGGUUUUUAUUAAAUGGGGUGAUCCACCCUGAAAGAUGUGACAACAGCUAAUGUAGGAAACCUGCAGCUCACAGAAGAAAAGCUGCGUCUCGGAAGGUAACGUCUGGAGAUGUGAUUUACUUAUACUCAAUUCUUAUGACUGUUAAAAGGCAAAAUAAUACAUUUGUGACAUGUAUUGUAAGAGAAUGAUCCAUCCAUUAUUUUUUUUUGUUUGUGUUGGUGAGGUUAACCAGCCCAGGAGGAAACUGCAGCAUCCCUCUCUCUCAUCCUGUGUCUCAAUGUGGGGGAUCCCUGGGUGCUCCCAUGUCAUUUUAUACAUUUUGCCAUAUCCCUUACCUCAUGUUUUACACCUGAAGAACAAGUGUUUUAUGUUUUAUAUUGAUUGGUUUGACUUCAGUAUUCAAUGUGCAGCUUUCCUCUAUAUUGAUGUGUUAAAGGCAAUUUGUAACUGUCAGAUAUUUUCUUUUCUUUCCAGAUGGCAUUGUUUUCACACCGCUGUGCCCUUCCAACCUCUUUAACUGUAUUGUUGGUACACUUUCAGUCAGAUGAUAUAUUUGCUACUGUGAUAUACUUGAUAUUUUAAAACUGCAGAAUAAAUCCUAAUGCUCUA
Molecule: messenger RNA, 2960 nt
Organism: Cyprinodon variegatus (sheepshead minnow)
Lineage: Eukaryota; Metazoa; Chordata; Actinopteri; Cyprinodontiformes; Cyprinodontidae
Gene: me2
Product: malic enzyme 2, NAD(+)-dependent, mitochondrial
Exons: 14
Coding region: 42-1793 (583 amino acids)
Biological process (GO): pyruvate metabolic process; malate metabolic process
Cellular component (GO): mitochondrion
Molecular function (GO): malate dehydrogenase (decarboxylating) (NAD+) activity; NAD binding; malate dehydrogenase (decarboxylating) (NADP+) activity
Source: RefSeq, a predicted model, not a curated record